CUGGCCUACUUAACAGCAAAACAAGUAGGUGUUUACUGAAGUUGUGUUAUAAAACAGUCACUGGGCACCGACAUUUAAAAAACAAAAACUGGACAAUGGUCUCCGGCGGUGCAAUUCAGAUACCGAGCCGUCUCCCGUUGCUGCUGACCCACGAAGGAGUUCUUCUCCCGGGCUCCACGGUCAGGUUCAGCGUGGACUCCCCACGGAACAUGCACCUUGUCCGAGAGCGGCUGCAAGGGACUUCGCUGAAAAGCACCAUCAUAGUGAUUCCUAACACCAGAGACCCGGAGCACGACACCGACGACCUCCCCACGUUGCACAAAAUUGGUACAGCAGGGAUUGCAGUGCAGGUAGUGGGCAGUAACUGGCCCAAACCUCACUAUACCCUCCUCAUCACUGGACUGUGCCGAUUCAGUGUAUCGAGUCUGUUAAAAGAGCGACCCUUUGUCCUGGCAGAGGUGAAGCAGUUAGAUCAGUUGGAGCGGUAUACGACCCCACAAAGAGAUGCCACCGCAACAGAUGAUGGAGAGCUGGGGGAGCUGUCGGAGAAGUUCUACCAGGCUGCUGUACAGUUGUUAGGUAUGUUAGACAUGUCUGUUCCAGUCGUGGCCAAGUUCAGGCGCCUCUUGGACAGUCUGCCGAGGGAAACUCUACCUGACGUUGUUGCCUCGAUGAUCCGCACCUCAAACAAGGAGAAACUCCAGGUCCUGGAUGCAUUGAGUUUGGAAGAGCGCUUUAAGAAGGCCCUGCCCAUGCUGACCAGACAGAUAGAGGGACUAAAACUGCUGCAGAAAACCAGGAAGACGAGUCCUGAUAAUGAGAAGAGGGUGUUGGUGCGGAAAGGUACAGUGUUCCCAGGUCGACAGUUCAAUCUGGAUGAGGAGGAUGAAGAUGAUGAUGGUGAUGACACAGCAGCCUUGGAGAGGAAGGUUCAUGGGGCGAACAUGCCUGAAGCUGCCCUCAAAAUUUGCCUGAAAGAACUCAAAAGAUUGAAGAAGAUGCCUCAGUCAAUGCCUGAGUAUGCCCUGACCAGAAACUACUUGGACCUGAUGGUGGAGUUGCCAUGGAGCAAAAGCACCAAAGACUGCCUGGACAUCCGAGCUGCACGUACCCUAUUGGACAAUGAUCACUACGCCAUGAACAAGCUGAAGAGACGCGUCCUGGAGUAUUUAGCUGUCAGGCAGCUGAAGACAUCACUCAAGGGCCCCAUCUUAUGUUUUGUGGGCCCUCCUGGAGUCGGUAAGACGAGUGUAGGACGCUCGAUUGCCCGAACUCUGGGCAGAGAAUUUCACCGAAUUGCUUUGGGAGGCGUCUGUGACCAGUCUGACAUCCGAGGACACAGGCGUACAUAUGUAGGGAGCAUGCCCGGCCGCAUUAUCAAUGGUUUGAAGACAGUGGGCGUCAAUAAUCCCGUCUUCCUUCUGGAUGAGGUGGACAAGCUGGGGAAGAGCCUGCAAGGGGACCCUGCAGCUGCUCUGCUGGAGGUCCUGGACCCAGAGCAGAACCACGGCUUCACAGACCAUUACCUGAAUGUGGCCUUUGACCUCUCACAAGUGCUCUUCAUCGCUACAGCAAACACUACAGCGACCAUUCCCCCGGCCCUGCUUGACAGGAUGGAGGUGCUGGAGGUACCAGGCUACACCCAGGAGGAGAAGGUAGAGAUUGCUCACCGCCACCUGAUUCCAAACCAGCUGGAGCAGCAUGGGUUAACCCCUCAACAGCUGCAUAUACCUCAGAGCACCACACCGGACAUAAUCAGCAGGUACACCCGAGAAGCAGGUGUGCGCUCACUAGAAAGGAAGAUCGGGGCGAUCUGCCGAGCUGUAGCUGUCAAGGUUGCCGAGGGUCACACACUCACCAAGACAGAGACUUUGACCCCUGAAAACUCAAAACAGCAUGGAGACAAGGCAGCACCUCCAGAGUUGCCCAUAGUGAUUGAUCAUAUCGCACUGAAAGACAUCCUGGGGCCUCCAGUGUUUGAAAUGGAGGUCUCUGAGCGGCUCACCCUGCCUGGUGUAGCUCUCGGCCUGGCCUGGACGCCGCUUGGUGGGGAGAUCAUGUUUGUGGAGGCCAGUCGGAUGGAGGGAGAAGGUCAGCUCACUCUCACGGGUCAGCUGGGAGACGUUAUGAAAGAAUCUGCCCACUUGGCCAUCAGCUGGCUCAGAGCGAAUGCUAAAACCUACCAGCUCACAAACAUGGUGGGGGGUUCAGAUCCUUUAGAGGGGACAGACAUCCACCUCCACUUCCCCGCUGGAGCCGUCACCAAAGAUGGCCCCUCUGCUGGUGUUACAAUCGUCACCUGCCUGGCUUCACUGUUUAGCGGCCGACUGGUCAGAUCAGACGUCGCCAUGACUGGAGAGAUCACGUUAAGAGGGCUUGUGCUGCCAGUGGGCGGGAUUAAGGACAAGGUGCUGGCUGCACACAGGGCAGGAGUGAAGCGCGUCAUCCUCCCGAAACGCAACGAGAAAGACCUGGAGGAGCUUCCAGCAAACGUCAGAGCCAACCUCGACUUUAUCACAGCCACAAACCUGGACGAGGUGCUCAACGCCUCUUUCGAUGGAGGGUUUCCGGGAGUAAGCAGCACGCGUGCACACCCUCAGCUCACCAGCAAACUGUAACACACUGCUCAAAACACAUUAACAAUGUAAGGCAUCUGUGAUCUUGGAUAAUUAAGCCGUUUUUUGAUCCUUAGAAGAGCUGUAAGGUCUUUUUGCAGAUGAUUUAUUCAGUAUUACAAAGCUAACUUGAAGUUGAAGAUGGAGCUGAGAUACAGGAGAAUUCAGUUUACAAAAUCCCCAGCUCCUCUUUGCUAAUAGCACUGUGCAGCCAGCUCAGAAAUAACUGCUAAAUAUCAUCAUAGUGGGGCUUUGUUUUUCAUUUCAACUGAAUAGCUGCUUAUUUCAUUUACAUUGACCUUGUAUUAGUAGCCUGGCUAUGUCUUCCGAAGCAGGGGGACUAGUGAGUGAUACAUGCCUUAAAGAUUUAUACAGGUUGAAUUUGUGCGCUGAAAAAGCCCAAAUGUGCAUGAAGAGUUCUGCUAAGGGAAAGAAAUUGAUUGAUGUUUGUUUAUGUAAAUUGUUCUCCUUAAUCACAUAUUUUAUUUCACUCUAGUUGGAUUUUUAUCAGUGGAUCUUUCACAUCCACAAUAAAAUUUUAUUUAGCUGCACUGAUGGUGAUGAAUAUAUUCUGUGAUUAAAAACUGUAAAGAUGUUUUGUUUUCAUUUCCUCCACUAGGCUGACAAAUUGAAACAUAAAAUAAAUUUAGAUUUCUUUUA
This is a messenger RNA of Maylandia zebra (zebra mbuna), 3275 nucleotides long. It is a transcript of the gene lonp2, whose product is annotated as lon peptidase 2, peroxisomal. Gene Ontology annotation, molecular function: ATP-dependent peptidase activity; ATP hydrolysis activity; ATP binding. The record is from RefSeq and is a predicted model, not a curated record. Gene Ontology annotation, biological process: protein quality control for misfolded or incompletely synthesized proteins; protein catabolic process. NCBI's taxonomy places the organism in Eukaryota, Metazoa, Chordata, Actinopteri, Cichliformes, Cichlidae.